Molecule: messenger RNA, 240 nt
Organism: Bathycoccus prasinos
Lineage: Eukaryota; Viridiplantae; Chlorophyta; Mamiellophyceae; Mamiellales; Bathycoccaceae
Exons: 1
Coding region: 1-240 (79 amino acids)
Source: RefSeq, a predicted model, not a curated record
AUGACUAACACGAUCGAUGAAUAUGAUGUACUGGUUUACCCAGGAUUUCUUCGCAGAAACGUAGCAAAAUGGAAUGAAGACGGUAGUUUUGCACCCCUUGUACGCGCCCGCGGGUAUAAGGGCGAUACUUUCAUUUUACAGCUAAAAACGAACGAAGUGGACUGUGAUAUAACUGAAAUUGAAGCAAACCUCGGUCUGAAUGGGAAAAGAUUGAAUUCUACGCGGAAACCAAACAUAUGA